AUGGCCGAUUCACCUUCUUCUAAUACUUCUUUUGUCACUGUCUUUAACCCAGAGCAAGAGGAAAAAGACAAGGUUUGGGUUCAAAAGCUACAAAAUGCGAGGAAGAAAAUAAUCAAAGCACACUAUAAGUCUAUGUUCGACUUUUAUAUCAACGCACUUGAACAGGCGAAAACAUGGUGGGAUGCCAAUAAUAAAAUGACUCAGCGAGGCAUGAUGGAAGUUACAGCGAGAGCCAUGAUAUCAGCUGAAGAAAACUUCCUCAAUGAAACUCUUGUACCAUAUAUGGCAUCUAUUGAAGAUUUGGUGAUCGAACACGAAAACCAGUUUGGAGAGGAUAAACGGCUUGAUGGGUACUUUCGUACCUGGAUGGAAAGGGUGGCUGCCUGUUUUCCAAUGAUCAAGGGCGACGUUAACAAGCUAAUUGAUCUAAUAGAAGAAGGAUUGGAAUAUAAAUUUGCACCAUACCACUAUUCUGAGAUCAAAGACAUUUUGGAAACUCCCCUCGCUACCGAAAACAGAAUGAUCUAUUGGGAUAAAUGGAAUCCGAAGAUUCAAGAGAGCGAUUUUCUCACUCAAAUUCUUGAUGACGAGCCCGCCGAGAACGUAAUAGAGACGCAGAGACAAAAAACUUUUGAAGCUUUUAAAGAACUUCAACUCAAGCAGAUUGAAGCUGUGCGGGCGACGGUCCACAAUCACUCGCGCAAUGAGACCGAAGCCCGUUUUCAAGAUUUCUCACGAAAGAUCGAGGAAUCUUUCGAAACGCUGACAAAUGUCAAAAAAGAUAUCAAAUCAUCUUUGAUGAUGCAGUUCAGUGUCUAUAAGUUUCGAUUCCUAGCCCCGUUAGAAGAGGUAUAUAGAGAGGGGGUCCCUUUGGCCAUCCGGGAAGGUCGACUGAGUCCAGGACUCUCGUCGCAGGAUUUCGAUCGAGUUAAGAAGGAAAUAUUUUCUGAGCUUGAUAAGAAGUCACAGGCCGUCAAGGAAAUCCACUACAAACCAAGUGGCUAG
Molecule: messenger RNA, 1005 nt
Organism: Talaromyces proteolyticus
Lineage: Eukaryota; Fungi; Ascomycota; Eurotiomycetes; Eurotiales; Trichocomaceae
Exons: 1
Coding region: 1-1005 (334 amino acids)
Source: RefSeq, a predicted model, not a curated record